AUGAUGCGCGAUACGACGACGAAUUUUUCGCAGAUUAUUCGGACGAGGAUACGACGAGCUUCGGUCGAGUCUUGGAUGAAUGCCGAUUUGCUGUUUGCGCUUAGUGGAGAGACUAGAACAAAUAAACAAACUUUAUCAACAUCAGUACAAGUUGAGUACUUAGGGCGACGGGACCAAGUCGGACGAUUGCAGCGACAGCCGCUGCAGACGAAGAAUGCCGAUCACUGGAUUGCAUCAACACACUGCUGCAACUGA
This is a messenger RNA of Gongylonema pulchrum, 255 nucleotides long. NCBI's taxonomy places the organism in Eukaryota, Metazoa, Nematoda, Chromadorea, Rhabditida, Gongylonematidae. The record is from the annotation of a GenBank genome assembly.